CUCUUCGCGAAGUGGACGCGCGGCGCGACGGGCUACCCCUUCGUCGACGCCGGCAUGCGCCAGCUCGCGGCCGAAGGCCGCAUGCCCCACCUGCUCCGCCAGCUCUGCGCGGCGUUCCUCGUCCGCGACCUCCGCGUGCCCUGGCGCUGGGGCGCGGAGUGGUUCGAGGCGCAUCUCCUGGACCACGCGCCCGACGCGAACUACGGCAACUGGGGCUAC
Molecule: messenger RNA, 219 nt
Organism: Aureococcus anophagefferens
Lineage: Eukaryota; Pelagophyceae; Pelagomonadales; Pelagomonadaceae
Exons: 1
Molecular function (GO): DNA binding; FAD binding
Source: RefSeq, a predicted model, not a curated record